GAACUCAGCGUGUCCCGCCGGGGAGGGGAGAAGGGCGGCGCUGCCACUGCUGCUGUCUAUAUUGCACUGAGCCUGAGAGCGCUUUUCCCCCUCUUUUGCUCUGGGUGCCGUCGAGUGUAAACCUCAAAUUGGGAGACAUGGCUGGAUAUUUGAAAGUCCUCAGCUCUCUGUCGAGGUCUGCCGCCGCCCUGUCCAGGAACCCCGCGGUGCUCGCUCCGGCCGCCAGUUGCCAGACUUUGCCACAAAGAAACUGUGAGUGGAGAGAGAUAACCGGGGUCAUCUUCAGCAUCAUUGUGUUGACGCUUAGCCGCUGCCUGUGCUAGCUUGUGUGUUAAGAUGUCGCCCCUGAAUGUACCCCCGCUGAUGUAUUCAUGGUAGCCGGACUAGAGAGCCGUUAAACCGGACACUCUUUUGAAGCCGGUGGCGCCGCGCCACGCAGCCAUGCUAGCCGGGCUGCGGUAAAGCAAACCGACUGAGAUGCGCUUAAUGAUUUUACGAGCUUCGGCAACGAUGCUCCAGAGUUAAAUGCCACCGUGGUCGUUUUGUACCUGCUCAAAUGCAGAUUAUUAAAUCCACAGGAGGCGGUAGAUGUCGAUAGAAGUGAGGGCCGAAGCGACGAGUCGAGCAGAAGCCGGAGGAGCGCUGUCUUUGUCUCCUCCAUUCAAAGUUUGAGUAGCUGUAGAUGUCAGUGUGUUGAUUUAAGGUCGCAUCUGUGUAAGAGGAAGGAAGAAAAAACCGAAAGUUUCGAUGACAAGGUGCGAGUUUACAUUUCGUUUUCCGUCAAAAUAAGUGAAAGGUAGAAAAUUUAGUAAUAGCAGAUGAAUUAAAACCAUCUCCUGUUGGUAGCCGGUCACAUACCCGGCUGAACACAAUGAAAGAAACGCUGUUUUUGUUGUAACUCUGGUGAAAUUAGACUUCCCGAAAUAAACCACUGAGCAUGCCCCCAGCCAUUUAGUGUUGUCGUAAAUCCUGAAUUGACUGAAAAGUUUCUCGCAGGUCAGCCGCAUACGAGACUCCGCAAUAAAGAGCAAUGGCUGCCGCUGCUUCAGAGUUCAGUCUGUCCUACAUCAUGUUUUCCAUCUGGGUUAUAUUCACCCCUCAGAGUAGAUGUUCUCACACAAAUUGCCGCUUUAGCAUCAGUGUAACAAGCCCUUUAAACUGAUUUUCUCCUGUGCUUGACCUGUGUCUAAACAGUUCAAGGGCAGCAACCAAAAUCCUCUCAUUUUACGUGUUUUUGGAACAGGGAUCAAGAUUUAUCACGUGGUCUCUCUCUCUCUCUGCAGUCAUCCCAGAUUUCACACAGCACAGGCUUUCUUCUAGUUUGAAGUACUGAAAGGUCUCCAUGCAACAAACCCCUAACACCAGCAGCUAGUGGGUCAGUUGAAGGGCAGUUUGGCUCCUGAGUGUGAUUGAAUCGACAUGUCAUUUGAGCCCUAACAGUGUACCAGUCUGUCAAUGAUGAAUGAUAGUGACCCAGUUUGCACCUGCAAGAAUGUCUUUGGUACACAAAGCAUCUCAAGCUGUUGAAAGAAUCGCACGGUUACACGUGAAGAGUCCUUGCUCGCAUUAACCUGUGGCAUUAUCUCUGAAAAUACUGGGAAAUAAAUCAAAGUGGUUGCACACUGUAAAAGUUUAACCCAGAAAACUGACAGGUGGCCCUUUUUAAUAGUUUUAUAUUGUACUCUUGCCUUUUAUUGACAAGUGCAAUAACCACGUCCUUCAAAGUUUACAGUUCAUCCAAGUGUCCAAUGCGCCGUUCCCCUCUGGCUGUAAAUUUUACCAAAAGACAACUUAACGCUGUCAUCAACGUCAGACAAAGCUGUAAAUCUCUUGCGUCAGUUUCCUUUUUUCUGCCAGUAUUUAUUUGAGGACUUUUUGACAGUUCAUUAACCGACCUUCCUGAAACCUCUGUGCUGUCUGGCCUGAAGGUGUGUUUAAGCCUGUUUUCUUUUUGAGGGCUUGCCUAUACCUAUAUGUUGAACUUUAACUAGAGAGAACGAAUUGUCACCUGCACAUUAAGAGUGCAAGAUUUAGAUAUAGAUGACACUCAAUACUGAGGAAUGUUGUCAUAAAGAUUAAACUGAGUGUAAAUUGUUAGGUACUGCGUGGAGUGGGGUCGCUCUUCAAGCAACAAAAGUGUGAGUGAUGGUAUCCAGGUCAAAGUUUAAAGGCGGCCUCCCUGUCAAAGCUACAGUUGUGAGCUCUUGUUUGCAGAUGCACUUGUAGAUGUAUUGUGUGUCUGGUGUGACUGGCUUCAACUCUGCAGACUACUAUACAAAGCACAUGUGUGAACGAUGUGGGCAGCCAGGACCACAUGACUUAGUUUCAGCUCGCCCUUCAGUGUCCAGCGUUUGUUGAUGAGUCGGAUGUUAUGUAACCGACUCAGCUGCCUCCAUGCUUUCCCCUCCCCCUCCUCCAGGAUAGUGGAGUCCUGUUUGAUGGAAUUUAGGUUAAACAAGAAAGAUGUAAUGACCGACCCAUGAUGCACUGCUGCAGUGGUUGUGCCAAUCUGCUAAUCUGCGAUUAAAUUAAGCAAAAUCCAGUUUAGUUUCUGUGCUCACGAGGUGGUUAAUUUCACUCUGUAAUACCACAUUAGAGUUUGUGAAUCUACUGGAAGCUUGUGUCAGGGAUCGAAAACACAGAAUGAGUUAAGUUAUUUUUUGGAGAGGCCUUUAAUCAUUUUAAUUUCUGGCGAAUAAUGGAGAAUGAUUGCUGGAAUACCGUGCUUCGUCUGUGGACUGAUUGACAGCUUCACUUUUAGUGAAAUCUCAGUUUUGGCAAUACUACAUAUAUCUCUACAUUCUGUAUAAUUCUGCCAGCGUAAAAUGAAGAAGGCAGUGCAGCUUUUUUAAAAUGAUAUAUAUAAAAGCAAUAUCUAAUGUUCAAAGUACACAACACUCUCACCUAAACUCUUGAUACUGGUGUAACACUUUAUGCUCUUGUUAAAUUGUGAGUAGUUUUAUGUUGAAGGUCAUAACUGUCUUUGCUCGGAGGUUAUUUUCAGCCUCAUGUUCUGUGUAUCUGUGCUCAGCAGAGCGGAGGCUGUUAUGACAGGUGUUACCAAGGCUGCAUGGAGCUAACUCGGUCAAAAGUCUGCACAGCUCCCAACAGUAUUUUUGUUGUCUUAUUAAAUGCUUCGAGUGAGUAAAAGUGAUAUUGGUUGUGUAAUGAUUCCAUCAGACUUCUUAUGCUUACUUUCAGUAUUCUGGGAAAAGCUUUAGCAGCGUUGGGGUAGCAUUGAUUUGGCUGAGAAGGCAGAGAGUCACUUGAUCCUCUGCACCUCCCCCUGUACUUUUCUAUUCACUGAAAUGGUCCUGCUGGCAAGACUCUCACACACUGAGCAGAACGGGGGUAGAUAUGAUUAAAGGUACUUAUCUAGACUGAUCCACAAGGGGAGUGAAAGAAAGUAAAGAAACCAUGCUCUUUUGAGGCCCAGGUGGAGUGGAAGUGAAGUACAGUCCAAUUUGGGUCCGUUCAGAACUCUUGGCUGUAAUAAUGUCAAAGUUUUUAGCCUAAAAUAAUAACUAGAAACUGUGAAAUUGGCAUUUAGUCCCUAGGAGGUUUCUAAGGUUUAAUCUAAAUGCUCACUGUGGUUUUUGUCACACAGUACCUGUGGAUUUGAUGGGCUGUGCAUUGAUUAUCAUGCAGUAGAACUUGAUGAAAUCAUAGUCGUAGGGUUACUUUUAUAGCUAUUAUGGUUAGUGAUGAGAGAGAGUCAGUGCUGACAGAAUGGGGAGAGGAAAGCCAUUUCCAAGACUGCGUAUUUAUAAACAUGGCAUGUUUAGAAAUACUUCAACAAUUGUCCCUUUCAGAUUUUAUUUAUUUAUUUAUUUUGUGAGAAGAGGAUCCAGCCAAGUCUGCAGCAAGAAUCCCCUUAUUUUUAACAGUCCCUUAAUGGCCACACCACCUCAUUAAAUGUUUUGUAUUGCCAUUCUUCCUUGGCUUUAGAAAGCAGUUAAAAAAUAGAAUACAAUGAAUAUAAUGUGUGAAGAAAGCAUUUCCCAACUCUCAGAGUUAAAGUUUUCCUCUUGGCUUAUUACUUUAAAAAAGGUAGAAAAUGGUUAAAGCAAAUUUUUUUAUUAAACUUUAAUGGAGCUGAACCAACUGAUGAGCCCCAAAAAAAUGAAUCUGCAGCAAAUUUCUGAAUUUAUGUGUUCACUUGUUUGUUUGUUUGUUUUUUGUUUUUUUUUAUGCUGAAAUGCCAAAUUAUUUUCCUCUUUCUAGGCUCUGAAGAGUUUUCCCUUUCUCUUCUCAUUUUUUUCAUUCAACUGGAAAUCAUCGGCUGCUGGAUAAAAGAUUUGAAUUGAACUACAAAUUACACAAGAAAUUUUCUGAUUGAUUCGGAAGGAAAACAACAGACAGAUUAGUCAGUAAUAGGAAUUGUAAAUUGAAGCUCAAGCACAGAUUUUUCCCCUGUCUUGUGAAGGAAACAGGAAAAGGAAAAUAUUUUCAGACAACCUAAAAAUAGGACAUCUUUUUCCCAUGUGCUGUGGUUUGUUUCCUGUGCAAUAUGUUGUUAAGAUAUAGUAUUCAUAAAGAAUGUUUUCACAUAUGUUGACAGAUGCCGACAAACGCAUCAAGGUGGCCAAUCCAGUGGUGGAGAUGGACGGCGACGAGAUGACCAGGAUCAUCUGGGAGUUCAUCAAAGAGAAGGUGAAGAAGUGGCCUCCAGGGGUUGGGAGGGUUAUGCACACAGAGCACUGGUUUUGACUGUCAGAGGACAAGGUGCCUACGCUGUUUGUCUGGCUCUCCUAUUUUUACAUCACAGUCUGACACGUGGACGUGAAGGGAGGGUUACAGUCAGAUUAUGCAUGUUAUGAUGCUGUGGGGGGAGGGGCAUGUAUGAUGUUUGAUUCAGUCAGUGGCUGGUUUCAUCCUCAAAGAACAGAUGGUGUGUUGGCUCAGGAAGAAAACGUGGAGAAGCAUGAGAUAAAUUACAACCUGAGUGGUCUCCUUUGAAAUGAAUAAUAUAUGUAAUGAAUAUGAAUAUCUGAGGCCAGUUGUUGCUUUAGAUGUUCCUCAGUCAUUUUUUCUUUUUCUUCAGCUGUUAGUACCACAUAUAAACAGUCGCAGUGAUCCUGAUAUAACAGUGUUUUCAAGUUUUCUUUCUUAAUUGCAUUUAAACAAGUGCUGUAACAAGACAAUUAUCGCCUUGUGUGUUUUUGUUGUCGUUUAGCUCAUCCUGAACAAUGUCGAUGUUGAGCUGAAGUAUUAUGACCUCGGGCUCCCGUACCGUGACCAGACUGAUGACCAGGUCACCAUCGACUCAGCCCUGGCAACUAAGAAGUACAGUGUGGCGGUCAAGUGUGCCACCAUCACACCCGACGAAGCCAGAGUAGAAGGUACGGAACCAGACUUUGAUAGCGUCUUUUACAAUUCUAGUCAUAGAGGAAGGGAGACCUGCAGCCAUUGUCCCUCCUCCAGGUUUCUUGCCCCUUGAAGAGCAGGAUGUAACGGGAAUAAACCUAGCGCUUCUGCUAUGUUUCCAUUCAACACACUCAGCUUUGUAAAAACUUUGUAAGGACAGUCAAUGAUUGUGUUUUAUUGUGGGCAUUUUUGUCUCUAUAUUUGUCUUUUUUUUAUUUAGAGUUCAGCCUGAAGAAGAUGUGGAAGAGCCCCAAUGGCACCAUCAGGAACAUCUUGGGUGGCACUGUUUUCCGCGAGCCAAUCAUCUGCAAGAACAUUCCCAGGCUUGUUCCAGGCUGGACGCAGCCAAUCACCAUUGGCAGACAUGCCUUCGGUGAUCAGGUGAGACUUCAGACAUGCUUGAGGAAUUUAGUUCAGCUGUUUUUCUUCUUCUUCUUACAUCUUGAGGCUGAAAAACCAAUUCUCCUGGCAACUCUUGAAAUAGUAUAAAAACCUCUUGGUUAAGUGACUUUGGUUUGCUUCUCUUACAGUACAGAGCAACAGACUUCGUCAUCGACCAGCCUGGAAAAUUCAAGAUAAUCUUCUCUCCUACUGAUGGAAGUGCAGGCAAGGAAUGGGAGGUCUACGAUUUUCCUGCUGGUGGCUGUGGAAUGGGCAUGUACAACACAGAUGAGGUAAAUGUUGAAUUUAAGGUAAAACUGGCCUGUUCUCAAAAAAUCUCACCAAAACUUCAAUACAAACAAAACGAGAUGAUUUGUGCCUCUAAUUCUCAAUAUUGUUUAAAUCAGACAUUUGGCACACCUCUGAGGAAAUACAUCCUGAUUAAUAAAAGUUGUAGGAUAAUGACUGAGGCGUAGUUAAUCUUAGGUGCCUGUGAUGCAGUUCUGGAAAACUGCAGAGUAACCUGGAGUACCAAAGUUCAUUGUAAUAAAAUCACUUGUUGGUUUGAGCUUUACCUGCUAGCCAGGGCCACACAGACCAAAGUUGUUUAAAGGCUAAACAAUGGUUGAUGGAGGUCUAUGAUUGGACUUUGUGACAGCUUUACAGUUUCAACAUUUCAGCCCAGAUUUUCACAUGUGCCUAAUUUAAGUGUUAAUAGGAUGAAUGACCCUGUAGGAGUGAGUUUUUUCUCCUUUUUGACCACCAUGUGACCCUAACAGUGACCCUUGAAGAUCCCAGUCCUUGCAGGAAUCUAAAGUUUGUGACUGAAGUCUGUUUCUGAAGCUUUGAAAGUACUUCAUUACCAGUGAAAUGACAACAUAAUUAAAAGUCAAUUAUUUCCUUUCUGUGGUCUAUUUCAUACAAACUGUCACUCUAUAUCCUCCCAUGCAGUCACUGCAAACACUUCUUUUAUAUAACCGUAAAAUGACUGGGCUUAAAUAUUGAAAUUAAGACAUUCUUUCAGACAACCAGAAAAUGAAGUUAAAUUUCACCUGUGGCUAUUUGUAGUAUUGAAGCAGCAGUAUUUGCAGAAGCCUAACCUCCCUUCAACUGGCUAAUCUACUGUUUUGUUUGCCUUCAUCAACACAGGUCUGUUUGAUUUAACAACACCAGAGGUCGUCGUAGAUGACUUUCAACUUGUAAAGUUGAAGGUUGUUAACCUCUGUGCUACUGAUAAAAUAGUCCUACAGUUUUAAAGUGUUGGUGUUUUUUUCCCCCCUCCACAGUCUAUUACAGGCUUCGCACACAGCUGCUUCCAGUAUGCCAUCGGCAAAAAGUGGCCGCUCUACAUGAGCACAAAGAACACCAUUCUUAAAGCCUACGACGGCAGAUUCAAGGACAUCUUCCAGGAUAUCUUUGAAAAGUCAGUGUCUUUUUGUUUAUCCUGUCUUAAGCACACAAUAUAACAGUACAGAAGCUUAGUAGAAACUGUAGUAGAUGUAGUUUUUCAUGUUUGUUCUUCCUACAGGAACUACAAGCCUGAGUUUGACAAACUGAAGAUCUGGUAUGAGCACAGGCUUAUUGAUGACAUGGUCGCCCAAGUGCUGAAGUCUUCUGGAGCGUUUGUGUGGGCCUGCAAGAACUAUGACGGAGAUGUUCAGUCUGAUAUCCUUGCUCAGGGUGAGAUAUUUAAGAGGCCGAAAAACAGUCGCAGUGUUGCUUCUAUGGAAAUCACGUUGUUAUGAAAUACUGGAACCUGCUGGCACUUGCCAGUUUUGCAGUUGCGUGGGUUGCAUUAAGAAAGGAUUUUGACUUUUCUGUUUCCUCUUUUAGGUUUCGGGUCUCUGGGUCUGAUGACUUCAGUUCUGGUGUGCCCUGAUGGAAAGACAAUUGAGGCUGAGGCUGCCCACGGCACUGUGACCAGACAUUAUCGUGAACACCAGAAGGUCAGUUAACAUCAUCAGUCUUGGGGCUCUGCAUCUUGUAACAGUCAGGUGGCCAAUGGAGCAGAAAAUGCCACAUUAUGGACUGAGAUAAACAAACUGCAUGAUCUGUGGACCUGUACUGCCACCAUGUGGUGAUGGUGGGAAUAAGAAGUAUGUCUAUAUAUUGCUGUUUGAUAAAUACUGAACUGUUUCUGUGCGCUGUGACGGAUGAAAUCAAAUCCUCCACUCUGCUUUAGGGAAGGCCAACCAGCACCAACCCCAUCGCCAGCAUUUUCGCCUGGACCAGAGGCCUGGAGCAUCGCGGCAAACUUGACGGCAACCCCGACCUCAUCAAGUAAGUCUAGUUUUUUGAGCUUGUCGGAUAUGUGCCACCUUAAAACAAGAAAUGCCUCUCCCUCAACAUCUGUGUUUGCCGACAGAUUCUCCCAGACUCUGGAGCGGGUUUGUGUCGAGACUGUCGAGAGUGGUACAAUGACCAAGGAUCUUGCAGGCUGCAUCCACGGCCUGUCCAAGUAAGUUCAAAUUAGUGUUUAUUUCGGAGUUCAACAACUUAGUUUUUAGUGUAGCUUUGAGAAGUCUUUUCCAAGAAUUUCCUUUUGAAGUUCUAGACAGACAUUGUUUUAGAUGAAGACCGUUUACUGUGUUUUACCAUAUUUCUGACUUGAACAGUGUCUAGUCAUGAGGUGAAUGACUAAAAUGUAAACAAUUCAGUAAGAAAAUGUCCUGAAUGUAAUGAAUGAUGAUAAAGUGUGUUUCUGACUUAAUAAUAUGACAUCGGUAUAUUAUUCCUUUUACUUGUAUCACUCAUCAUCUAAUAUGACUAUCCUGAGACUAGUUAUUUUAAAUCUGCAACUUAUUUAUGAACGUUAACAAAAAACUUAAAUAUGCUCACCUCACUUUUUUCUCUGGCUCUGUUACUCCUCCCCUCUGCAACCUCACACACUGUACCUUUAUCUUAUUCUCUCUUUAUAUACAUACAUUAAGUGGUGUGUCUGUAUUUUUUCACAACAUCCAUUAGUAGGAAGUUUAAGGACAUCUAAGCAACAUGACUCAGUGUUUGACCAAAUAUUUCCUUGAUCUACUACAUGUGAACUUGACUUACUAAUGCUGUAGCAACAAGCCAAAACUAAAAGAACUUUAAAAACAGCGGUAUGAGAAGGUUCAUAUUGAACAUGAGACAUCACUCUUAAAUCGAUAUGUUUACAGGAGGGAAAUAAUGAGGGACCUCUCGCUAGCAGAGCCUGUGUCAGGUACUUCAGGUUAUCAGACGUGAAGGGCAGAGACAAACAGGAGAUCUUCUACAUCAUUGAUAACAGAUGGUGAAAAAAAAGAAAAUGAAAUCAAUAGGUAAUUAUACUUGGGUGGCCCGCCCAGGUAUCAUCUAUGAGUGGGAUGUGCUGAAUGACACCCACAUUUCAGCUGUUUAGUCUGAUUCUGUGAUGCGGCCUGUGUGGUCUGCAUCGCAAGACCCUUAAAUACUAAUGAACAAGAAAGAGAGACCUCUCCUCAUAGCAUCCAGAGGUCUCUCUUAAUUUAUCAGUACCAAAAGUGUCUAACAGACAACAUCAUCCUCUUUGUGUUUUUUUGUUAUUUAAUGUCUGAGCCAUAAUAUUCCGAACGACUUUGACUGCUGGAUGACACAGUCACCUCUCAGGGAGAUUUCUUCAGGUUUUGGUUUGGGGUCAGCCUCAGAGACCCAACAGAAAGCUCUUCUCAUAGGAGACAUCACUUGAUCUUUUUCAUCUUUUGAGAGGUUCAAGGUUUCUUGUAUGAAAUUGAAGAGGAAACUACAUUCCUACUAGUACCUUCCUUUUUUUUUUUUUUUUCCAAGGCCAUAAACGCCACAAAUGCGGUGAUCUCACCCGUAGGAUCGCUGUUUUCCUCUGUGCCUUCGUUCAUAUGAGCUCUUAGCUGUUUGAUAUUUUAAGAUUUUUUCUUUUUCAGUUUUUUUUUAAUGUAAAAUUGGAAACUUAAAAGAAAAAAAAACCCCGAAAAUGUAUCUAUUGAAUAAAACAAAUUUCUUAAUCUCAGGACUUAACCUGUUUUUUUUUUCUAUUGUUUUAGCACAUGAACAUUUUUAUGUGCUGAGAAAUGAAUCUUAUGGCAGCUCUCAAAAACAGUAGUUUGGGACUCUGUCUGAAUUCUUUCUUUUAACUUGAAAGAAAUAUUUCCUCCGAUAAGACCAGCACUGUGUCUGUCAGGAGCCCUACUAUAAGGCAGGGCUUUACGCCCCCCUUCCCCUGACCUGCCAGCGUGUUAUACAACUCGACAACUUGAAAGUUUGACCCAAGCAUGCCUUCACCUUUUUUCUAGCUUAUCUUUAAGAAGAAAGGUGAAAGAUUUUUUUUCUAUUCUUUCCGUAAGGUGUUUUUGGUUUUAUAGAAGGAUAGAAGGAUGUCUUCAAACCUGAUUUCAAUCAGGUUUGAUUGAACGUUGGGCUGUUCCAGGCAAAAACAGAAGUCCUGGUCCAGGUACAAAAAAAAAAAAAAGUUGUACUUGGGAACUUGAAGAAUUUCCAGCAUUGUGAAAAAUUAGUGCAACUUAGAGGCUUAAUGACAUAACUCUAUCAAGUUGCAUUUUUUUAUAUUUUCAUAAACAAAAUUAUAUGAAAAAAGAAGAAAAAUUCUCAGAAUGAUUUUUCAUCUAGAUCGGAAAUAUUUUCUUGACCUUAUAUAACUUUUAUCUGAGGGUUGUGUAACCCUGUCUGAGGUAUGUGCUGUCUUAUUCACCAUCUUGUUUCUACACAUAACUGGUACAUGUACUAAAUAAGCUGUUUGAGCUCACCUGCUUUUAUAAACCCGUUUAAAAGUAUAAAGUAUUUUAAACUAUGAUGUGUUGCGUCUCAUACAUUUGUAGAUUUUCAGUCAGAAUAGACAUAACUCUGGACUGACGCAUUGACAAAAGAAACAUUUUCAAAAUAAUGCAACUACCAACUACCUAAGUUUGACUCUAGUGUUAUUUUUACCAAGUAAUAUCAUUUAUUUAUCAUGUGAGUGUUUUUGACCAGCAACAUUAUGUAACGCUAAACCCUGUAAAUGUAAAUAAUAAGGUUUAUUGAUUGAUUUUGGCUUGAACAUGUAUCCUAAAGCAAAAUAUUGAAUUUUCCGAACUUGUCUUGCUUUCAUAGCGUCAAGCUGAACGAGCACUAUGUCAACACCACAGACUUCCUCGACGCCAUCAAGACAAAUCUGGAUAAAGCCCUGGGCAAGUGAAGGACUUGAAAGAAUAUAGUUAGCCUGGAGAUUGCAAUGUCACUCAUCUGUUUUUGUACCUCAUUUUUAACUUAAAAGGUCAAUAAAUCCACUUAUUACUUAAGUAAAUGAGAACUGUGUGUAGGAAUAUGUAGUAUCCUAUAAGGUUAUUAAAUGGUUGACAGCUGUCCCUCAACCUGACACCUCCCUAACUUUCUGUUCCACUGUUUGCAAGGUUUUAUUUUUGUAAUGUGAAGUACUGUAUUCAAUUACUGUGUAAUGCCUUGGGCAGGACUGAAGCCUAUGUCAAACAUAUUUGCCAAUAAAUCCCUUGUUUGACUCACCUUUACAAUUUGUUGCAGUUGAUUUGAAUUAAAACAGGUACUCUACUUUUUAAGGUAAAUAAAUUUAUUAUUUUACAGUUUCUUCUGUUACACAACAUUAUGCAUACAUUUCUAUCCACAUUAUCUCCACACUAAUGUCUAAUACAGGAAGUCAUUUAAACUGGACAUCUCCCCUUUUUGUAUCAUCACUAAAAAAAGUGAUUUAAUGAACACAGAAGCUGAAAAACUCACAAAAUUGAGCAUUUUUAUUUUAAUGUGCUUUAGAAACAUUGCAAAUGAAUACCUAGUUUUUAGGUUUCAAGUUUGAAAAGCUUAGCAUAGGGAAACUGAAUAUAUUGAGCAUUUCCCAAAUCAUUUUCCACAAGGUCCGUGGCCCUGUCACAUGUUGGGAGGUUGUCGUUCAUCACUUGAGAGCAGUGUACAGCAUGAUGGAUGGCAUGCUCUUGCAGACACACCGGGGCACUUAAUAUUUCUGUCCGAGUUUUUGGGGACAAUUCUUGUUGAGAUUCAUCCAGAAAAAAAUAACUGCAAUAUGGAAACCAUGUUUGCAUUGCUUUAGGAAAAAAAAUGCCGCAGUCUUGUCUUGUGAAUCCCUGGAUGGGAUGAAAAUUGUGAGAUUUGCUGAAAGAGAAGCUGUACCAUAGUCUGGUCUCUGCGGUAAUCUUUUGAAGAGAUCUACAGAUGGGUGGGAGAGAAACCUGAAUGUAAUUUCAUGAGGUUUGUGAAUGGACCCCAUGAAAUCCAAUGUCCCAGCUUAACACAACAGCAAGUGAAAAGAGACUUACAGCAUCCAUAGCUGCAAGAUUUGAUCCAAUUCUUUGGUAAAGGGGUCCUACCAUUGAAAUGGGUGUUUUGAUUUUGUUUUCAUUAGCGUUUUAAAAACAUUCCACAGAAACAAUUACAUUCAUAGACUAGAGAUCAAUACAGGGUGAUGCUUGUUAAUGCAGGAACCUUAAAAGUAGACACAGUGACCCUCAGUGAAAUGCACUGAUUAUAAUACCAGCCAACAUACAAGCAGACUGA
Molecule: messenger RNA, 12252 nt
Organism: Xyrichtys novacula (pearly razorfish)
Lineage: Eukaryota; Metazoa; Chordata; Actinopteri; Labriformes; Labridae
Source: the annotation of a GenBank genome assembly